This is a messenger RNA of Halichondria panicea, 2175 nucleotides long. RefSeq lists its product as uncharacterized. Gene Ontology annotation, molecular function: RNA binding; metal ion binding; protein binding. The transcript is spliced from 21 exons. NCBI's taxonomy places the organism in Eukaryota, Metazoa, Porifera, Demospongiae, Suberitida, Halichondriidae. The record is from RefSeq and is a predicted model, not a curated record. Bases 114 to 2057 code for a protein of 647 amino acids.
GUGACAGUUUUAGGGGGGAGGUACAACUAUUGAAUUCUGAACAACAAGCUAUUAAAAAGAGAAGCUAGUUCUGGACAUUUGGUUAACCAAGGAGCAGUCCCUCACCAUUACCAAUGAGUCUCACACGCCAUGAGGCUCUGGAAGUACUGGGCUUGGGGGAUGAAUCUACUGAUCAGGAUAUAAAAGACCGAUUCAAGCAACUGGCUCUCAAAUGGCAUCCCGACAAGAAUCCCGAAGACCCAAAGGCAGCAGAGGAGAAGUUCCAGAAGCUGUCUGCAGCGUACAGUCACUUGAAACACGAAGACAAAGAAGACGAGGAUACCUACGAUGCUGUCUCUCUUGCAGAACUACUUAUAGAGUUAUUUGGAAGGAGACGCUUCAUGUUUGAACCUACACCGAGCCCCUCCUGCACAUGUUUCUACUGUACCUUGAACUCUGAGUGGAAACAAGAUAGACAAGAGAUGAUGGAGGAGGAGAAGAAGAAAGAAUACAUCAGAGACUAUCAUGAGGCCACUGCAAAAGUUAUUGGAGAUCACUUAGUUAAACAGUUCGCAGAUAAACUCUAUAACAAUUUCAACCAGCCAAGCCGUAUGAAUAGGAAAGGCAGUGAUACUGCUCAAGUUAAAGUCAGCUCAGAAGAAGCCAGUCGUAAUGCAAAGCAGUUGUUAGAAGCCGAAGAAAAAGAAGAGAGAGAUAAAGAGAAGAAAAGAGAAAGGAAUAAGAAGAAGAAAGAAGCUAAGAAGAAAAGGAAAGCAAGCGCUGCCAAGGCUACAAAAAAUGACUCUGCUGCUGUUCAAGACGAAGAUAGCGGCCCAGAAGAGCCAGAAGGAGGUGCAGAUGAUGAGUUUGAUGUGACAAGUGCAUUCAUAGCUCGAGCCAGCAAGAAGCAAUCAUCCACCGUGAACACCAAGCCACGCCCACCAAGGGAUGCCUCCCCAUUUACUAGUAAUGGAACUGUUAGUAGUACCAGUCUACAGUCUAACGAAGGGGCGGAGCAGUCUCUCCCCCUCAUCCGCGAUCCAGAGACUAUGGAGAAUGAUUUGGCUCAGAGUCGAAAGCUAGCCUCCCUGGGUAAUCGAGCUGCCAAAGACGGUCAUUUUGGUGAGGCUGUGAGAAGGUACACAGAGGCCAUUGCACUGUACCCCUACGAUCACAGAUAUUUUGGAAACAGAUCUUUCUGCUACGACUUUCUCCAGAACUACACAAGUGCCUUAGAAGAUGCCAACAGAGCCAUAGCGUUGGAUGUUACAUGGGCCAAGGGAUAUUAUCGUAGAGGAAGAGCCUACGCGGGACUUAAGAGGUUGGAGCUAUCAGAGGGAUCGUACAUUCAGGCGCUCAAGUGUGACCCUCAGUACAAAGAUGCCGAAGACGAGCUGUUCAAGAUUCGAGUGGAGCAGCUAGUGGGUAUGGGUUUUCCCCCUGAACUCUGUGAGCCAGCUGUGAAAGAAUUUGGAUCAGUUCAAUCUUCCAUUGAGGCUAUACUAGCUGGAAAAGUUGUGGCCACUUCCACCGUGGCUAACGGGUACCACCCUGACCCCCCACCGUCAGACCCCCCACAGUCGAAGCAGUCGCGAGAGAGGUAUAAGCUUCCCCCCAGAAUGCAAGUACGUGCCAGUCAGCCUCAACCUCCCCCCUCACCACCAAGAAAAGAGAAGUCAAGUGGUGGCCUUGAGAAACGAUCUCUAUGGGUUGGCAACAUCACAUCCGAUGAUAUCACUGAGGAAAUGAUGUCUGAUCUGUUCAAACCAUUCGGUGAGAUAGUGUCUGUGAGGCUCCUCCCGGCACGCCGCUGUGCCUUCGUGAACUUCCUAAAAGUAUCCUCUGCUGCAAAGGCUCUCGAGAAAUUACAGGGCUACCAUCUUGGAGGAAACUACCUUCUUCUGCGUUAUCCUGAGAUGAGCAACAAAAACCCUUACAUGCUAAACCUCAAGAAGCCCGGGCCUGUGAACGGUACUGAGUGUUACUAUUGGAGAACCACCGGUUGUCAGUUUGGUAUCCAGUGUCGCUACGAGCACCUACCAGAGAACAAGGGGGUUGACCUGCCUACCAUGGUGUAACAAUUUAAAAUAAUAGAUAUUGACUGGAUAAGCCCUUAUAAUAAUUGCUGAAAUUUUUGCAUUGUAAAAUGUUAUAACUAAAAUAUAGCUGAGACAUUUGAACAGCUAAACUAUCCUG